AUCCCCCCACACCCAUCCCGUGGAUGAUGGGGGAAGGCACUACUCCUGGGGUUCCCCGAAGCGGAUCCUGGGACUGGGACCUGGGGACGCGGACUCUGGACCUUUGGAGGAAAUGAAAGGGACCCAGUUGGAAAUAUAGUCUUUCUUCGCGCCCCCUACAUCUCUCUCCCCCGGCGGAAACGCGGCCCAAACUGUUACGAAGUGGAAGAGGCUGGAUAGCUCUUCACAAUUAAUCAGGAAUGGGAGGUUUGAGCAGUUUUACUUGAUGAGGGGAAAAUUAUAGCCUCGCCCAUUCAUUCAUUAUUUCAACAAUUACUUAUUGAACACCUGCUACGUGGCAGACAGUAAGAGCCUGGAUAGUUUCUCCCCGUUUUUCAAAGUCGCUAAAGGCGACCAGAGGGCAGAGGCGAGGCCGGUAACCUAGGAGUCCUGGCUCCGCCCCCUCCGCGUUUGGCCUUGCCUGCUCCUCCCACCACCACUUCGCUCAGAGGCGGCUACUGGCUCAAGAGGACGACGGAAGCCAGUCCCUGAUGCCCACCGCAUUCUCCAGCUUCAGGCCUCAAGCCCUGUAGCCGAGAAGGCGAGGCCUAAUGUUACACCACCGGCCAAGAAGGCGGGUUUGGCGCGGCCACUCCAAGGCCAAAGCGAGAAAAUCUUACUGCGCACGCGCAAUAGGCAGCCGAUGGAGCCACCGAUGGAGCCGUCCGGAGGGGAGCAAGAGCCCGGAGCCGUCAGGCUCCUGGACCUGCCUUGGGAAGACGUGCUGCUCCCACACGUCCUGAACCGGGUCCCGCUGCGCCAGCUGCUCCGGCUGCAGCGCGUUAGCCGGGCCUUCCGGGCGCUGGUGCAGCUUCACCUGGCCGGGCUGCGUCGCUUCGAUGCCGCGCAGGUGGGUCCGCAGAUCCCGCGGGCCGCAUUGGCCCGGCUGCUGCGGGAUGCCGAGGGGCUGCAGGAGCUGGCGCUGGCGCCGUGUCACGAAUGGCUGUCAGACGAGGACCUGGUGCCGGUGCUGGCGCGGAAUCCGCAGCUGCGGAGUGUGGCGCUGGGCGGCUGCGGGCAACUGAGUCGCCGGGCGCUUGGGGCGCUGGCCGAGGGCUGCCCACGCCUGCAGCGCCUGUCGCUCGCGCACUGUGACUGGGUGGACGGGCUGGCGCUGCGCGGCCUCGCUGACCGCUGCCCGGCACUGGAGGAGCUCGAUCUCACCGCCUGCCGCCAGCUCAAGGACGAGGCCAUCGUGUACCUGGCGCAGAGGCGCGGCGCUGGUCUCCGCAGCCUCUCUCUGGCCGUCAACGCCAACGUGGGGGACGCCGCGGUUCAAGAGUUGGCUCGGAACUGCCCAGAACUCCAGCACCUUGACCUCACCGGCUGCCUCCGCGUCGGAAGCGACGGUGUCAGGACAUUGGCCGAGUACUGCCCCGCGCUGCGCUCGCUGCGGGUGCGGCACUGCCACCAUGUGGCGGAGUCCAGCCUGAGCCGCUUGCGGAAGCGCGGCGUGGACAUCGACGUGGAGCCGCCGCUGCACCAGGCCCUGGUGCUGCUGCAGGAUAUGGCGGGCUUCGCACCUUUUGUCAACCUGCAGGUCUGACCCGCCUGCCAAUCGGAGCACAGCUGGACUGUGUGGCUGGGGCCUGACACUGAGCUGUAGGGAAACUGAACUGUGGGGACCUCUGGUGAGAGGCCAGUGCCCUGCCCCACCCUGGAGCUUCGAAUAAAGAGCUUUUUACCCCCUC
This is a messenger RNA of Nomascus leucogenys (northern white-cheeked gibbon), 1730 nucleotides long. RefSeq names its product F-box and leucine rich repeat protein 15 (gene FBXL15). The record is from RefSeq and is a predicted model, not a curated record. Gene Ontology annotation, biological process: SCF-dependent proteasomal ubiquitin-dependent protein catabolic process. Gene Ontology annotation, cellular component: SCF ubiquitin ligase complex. NCBI's taxonomy places the organism in Eukaryota, Metazoa, Chordata, Mammalia, Primates, Hylobatidae. Gene Ontology annotation, molecular function: protein binding.